Molecule: messenger RNA, 1900 nt
Organism: Pieris rapae (cabbage white)
Lineage: Eukaryota; Metazoa; Arthropoda; Insecta; Lepidoptera; Pieridae
Gene: wol
Product: dolichyl-phosphate beta-glucosyltransferase
Exons: 6
Coding region: 198-1196 (332 amino acids)
Cellular component (GO): endoplasmic reticulum membrane
Source: RefSeq, a predicted model, not a curated record
UGUGAAAUAUUCAUUAUAAGUUUAAAAUAUCAAUUCUGUAAUAUAAUACGGUUAAUUAUAUGUUAUCUACUGAAUAGUGCUUGUACACGUAUACCAAGGAUUCGUACCUAUAUUACUAUUUUAUUUAAAGAGGAACAAUGUCAGUAAUACACGAAUAACAUUAUUUUUUAUAAAUAUAAGUAAAAAGAAGGGCUAACAUGGGGGUCUUCUCGCAUUUAUAUUGCGUAUUUGUGUAUGCUACCAUCACAUCACUUGCCGGUUUUGUUGCAGUUGUGAUAUUACUUCUAAAGUUUGCAAAACCAUACCCUACUGUGGAGCGUUUUAAAGAAGAAGAAACAUUUAAUGAUCCCCAUACAAAGUCACGGAAAAGGUUUUAUCAACUUGAACAAUCCCCAGUUGUUCACUUAAGUGUUAUUGUUCCUGCUUAUAAUGAAGAAGAAAGAUUGCCACCAAUGCUAGAUGAAGCCAUUGAGUUUUUAGAAAAAAGAACCCAAGAGCAAUCCUCAUACAAGUAUGAAAUUAUUGUUGUCAGUGAUGGAAGUAAAGACAACACUGUUAAUGUUGUUGAAAAGUAUGUUGAGAAAUAUGGCUGUGAUAAAAUAAGAUGUUUGGAAUUAAUAAAAAAUAGGGGUAAAGGUGGAGCUGUUAAACUGGGAAUUUUAAGUUGCAGAGGUUCCUUGAUAUUAUUUGCUGAUGCAGAUGGGGCAUCAAAGUUUGAAGACUUGAAUAAACUUGAGGCUGCCUUAAAUGAGUUACUGAAAUGCAAUACAACUACAGAAUUAGAACUUACAAGUAACAGCUUGGCUGUUGUUAUUGGAUCAAGGGCCCAUUUAGAAAAGGAAUCACUGGCUAAAAGGAGCCUAUUUAGAAACAUUCUUAUGUAUGGUUUCCAUUUUCUUGUGUGGUUAUUUACUGUCAAAGGUAUAAAAGAUACACAAUGUGGAUUUAAAUUAUUUACAAGACAAGCAGCAAGAAAAUGCUUUGGUAGUCUUCAUGUAAAUAGAUGGGCAUUUGAUGUAGAAUUACUUUACAUUGCACAAAAACUAAACAUUCCAAUAGUAGAAAUACCAGUGCGUUGGACUGAAAUAGAUGGUUCUAAAGUCACACCUGUCUUGUCAUGGAUACAAAUGGGAUGUGAUUUAGCAAUAAUAUGGUUAAAAUAUAAAAUUGGAGCGUGGAAAAUGAAGACAGCCUAGCAAGAGCACAAUUUAAUAUUAAUAUUAUUGUAUUUUACGAUUUAUUUAUAAUCAUUUUACAUUAAAAAGAUAAAUGUCUAAAAAUAAUGCAGUGUUUAAAAUAAAUAUUUAUUAGGACAUAAAAGUACUAACAUGACAUAAAAAUAUAUGACAAUAUCUCUAGAGCUUAAGUUUUAUAGAAAUGUAUAAAAAUUUAUGCUUUGACGUGGUAUAAAUUGGAAUGGAUUUGACAUAAAUAAGAAUAACUUUGUUUAAAUACAAGUUGCUACAAUACAUUAAGCUUACACAUGUUUGAGCAUUACAUUUACUUUUUGGCCAUUUGAAUUUCUUAAUUUUUGAAACAACAAAUUAUAUCACCAACUAUUAUUCAAUAAUAAAAACAAAACCUACAACCACUUAUUGUUGUUCUUAAAUAUCAAUUAUAUAACUAGAGAAAUAACUAUACAUUGUAAAAUAUCUUAGAUGGUCAGUUGCAAUAUUCUCUUUGCUUUUAAGGUAGGCAGAAUGAUUAAUAUUAAAACAUUUUUUUUUUAUUUUACAAUUAAGUAUAGCUUUUGAAAUAUUUAUUUUUAAUAAUUCAAGAAUUGAGCUACACUAGAGAUACUACAACAUAAUAGAAGGAACAUGCAUAGCUGUUUUCAAACUACAAAAUGUUCAAACUAAACCUGAAUUACUUGGCUUGCAUCCAAACCUGUUCUUGAUAA